Zingiber officinale is the source of this 2153-nucleotide messenger RNA. Its product is annotated as probable serine/threonine-protein kinase At1g54610. NCBI's taxonomy places the organism in Eukaryota, Viridiplantae, Streptophyta, Magnoliopsida, Zingiberales, Zingiberaceae. The transcript has 7 exons. The coding region runs from base 112 to 1854 and encodes 580 amino acids. Gene Ontology annotation, cellular component: cyclin-dependent protein kinase holoenzyme complex; nucleus. Gene Ontology annotation, molecular function: cyclin-dependent protein serine/threonine kinase activity; ATP binding; RNA polymerase II CTD heptapeptide repeat kinase activity. The record is from RefSeq and is a predicted model, not a curated record. Gene Ontology annotation, biological process: protein phosphorylation; positive regulation of transcription elongation by RNA polymerase II.
CGACGGAAGUAAAUAAACUACUGAAACUUUUCUUCCCGCUUUCGUCGGCCAUCCACCGCCGGCUUCGGCGGCGCCCCACUCUGCGACCUGCCUAAUGAAGGCCGACUGAUCAUGGGAUGCUUCUUCGGCAAGCUCAACUUCGGAUUCGGCCUCUUCCCAAUCGGAGCUCCUCCCCAUCUCGCUCCCGCCACCGCCGCCUCCUCCAAACCCCACACCUCCGAUCGUCGAUAUUCUUUCGGGGCUCCUCAUCCACGUCAUCGACAUCCUCCUCCGGAGGAUCCACUUCUCCGCUUCCCAAUUUUUUUAUCCCCCGCUCGGGGCAACCUCGGGUGGCCGCCCUGGCUCUCCGCCGUCGCCGGCGAUGCCCUCGCCGGAUGGCAUCCCCGCCGCGCCGAUUCCUUCCAAAAGCUUGAGAAGAUUGGAUCGGGGACGUACAGCAAUGUGUACAAGGCGCGGGACCUGGUGUCGGGACGCGUGGUGGCCCUGAAGAAGGUGCGGAUGGAGAGCGUGCAGUCUGCGGAGAGCGUGCGGUUCAUGGUGCGAGAGAUUAUCCUACUCCGCCGCCUCAACCACCCCAACGUCGUCCGGCUCGAGGGGCUCGUGGUGUCGCGCGUCCCCUUCUCGCCCUCUCUCUAUCUCGUCUUCGAGUACAUGGACCACGACCUCGCCGGCCUCGUCUCUCUCCCCGGCGUUCGAUUCACUGAGUCCCAGGUAAAGUGUUAUAUAAAGCAAUUACUCUCUGGACUUGAGUAUUGUCAUGGUCAAGGUGUCUUGCACCGUGAUAUAAAGUGUGCAAAUUUGCUACUUAACCAAGAUGGCAUUCUUAAGAUAGCUGAUUUUGGACUAGCUACAUCUUUUGAUCCUAAAAAGAGAAAGAUUAUGACAACUAAUGUUGUGACGCUCUGGUAUCGUCCUCCAGAACUCCUACUAGGUGGAACUCAUUAUGGUGUCGGUGUUGACUUAUGGAGUGUUGGUUGCAUUUUGGCUGAACUCUUUAUGGGGAAGCCAAUACUGCCUGGACGGACUGAGGUAGAACAGCUACAUAAAAUCUUUAAGCUGUGUGGAUCACCAUCAGAAGAUUAUUUUAAGAAACUAUGCUUGCAGAAGUCAACUUCUUUCAGAUCUUACAAGCGUUCUAUAAAAGAAGCAUUUUUGGAUCUCCCCCCUUCUGCGGUGUCUCUCAUUGAUAAACUUCUUUCGCUAGACCCCGUUGAGAGAGGCUCAGCGACCACGGCCUUGAAAAAUGAAUUCUUCAUGACAGAACCUUAUGCGUGUGAUCCAUCUAAUCUACCUCAUUAUCCACCAACUAAAGAAAUGGAUAGGAGAUUGAGGGAAGCUGGAAGGCGACGAAGUGCUAAUGCAAAUGAAAAUAAGGGUACCACUCAUAGAAUCAAAUUGAGAAAUGCAAGCUGCAGAGGGCCAGUAGCUUCACAGGAUAGUGCCCAUGUGCAAAUAGAACUUGAUCGGAGGAGACUGAUAAGUAGUGCAAGUGCCACAAGCAGGAUUGAGAGGUUUCCACCGCCUCAUUUGGAUGCAGCCAUGGGAGCCUCAUUCUGUGCUUCACUUGAUGACACAGAAUCUUUCAUCACAACAGAUGAAUUAUUCAUAUCGCCAGCACUCGCUGCUCCUCAGAAGAACACAGCGGUUGUUACAGUGAGUUCAGUGGAUUAUUUGAGCAGGAUUUCUUCCAGGAGAAACUACAUAGGUAGAAAAGACCAUUAUGUGAAUCCUUCAGGUGUUUUAAUUGGGGCAUUCAAGCCACAGCUCAUCGGUCCUCCCUCAGAUUCUAGAAGGAGCAUCAGAUCAGAGAAAGGUAGGGGCAGGGAAUCAACCACUCCUACUGCAGUUAUGUAAUCAAUUUUUACCUACCCUUCUUCUCACUACAAAUCCAGGAAUGUUUCUUCUGGAAAUUCAACUACAACAGCUAUCAACAUCUAUAGUUAUAAAAUUCUUUUUUAUUUUGAAAAAAAAAAUGUUCUUUAUAUUUUCUUUUGGUUUUCUUGACCUAGAUCAUGAGAGCAAGUGAACACAAUUUGAGAAGCAAAAAUUGGCAUUUUUUCCUCCUGUAGUUUCAAGUAAAUUGAUGUGAGAUGAAUUAACCUGUUGAACAGAUCUUACAGAUAUGCUGGUAGAUGACAGCUAUUUUCUUUUAA